AUGAGAGAUAACAUCCUACCCAUCCUUUCUUUCCACCUUAAAUCUCGCCUUCACUUCAUCUUCUGCAACCACCAUUUCCACCAUUUUGCUUAUGUUGUAAUUACACGACAGCUCCAAACCCUAAUCAUCGAUCUUCUCCACCCAACCACACUUCCUUCUACGUCUAGAGUUAUAACCACAAAAACCUUGUUGGUCCUCAAAUUGAAGGGGGUCAGAGCCAGUGUUUCCGGUAAAAGUUUUAUUGGCCUUGAGUGGCUUCAUAAUGUGGAGCAUCUCCACAUGUAUGUGUGUCACUGUUUAAGUGUCGGGGUGGUGUUUGGAGUGUUUAACAGGAUGCCACCUACUAUACGCAGUGUGUUUCACAAUUUAACCCACCUGGAGCUUAUAUUCAACUUUGAAGAUUCAUUUUUCGGGUCUGAAAAGUGGAUGUGGCUCAUAAAUCUGCUUCAAAAUACCCCCAACCUUCAAACUCUUAUCAUUCAUGCAUGCUCAGUUGUAGUCAGUCAAUGA
Molecule: messenger RNA, 510 nt
Organism: Vicia faba (fava bean)
Lineage: Eukaryota; Viridiplantae; Streptophyta; Magnoliopsida; Fabales; Fabaceae
Source: the annotation of a GenBank genome assembly